This is a messenger RNA of Octopus sinensis (East Asian common octopus), 4430 nucleotides long. RefSeq lists its product as uncharacterized. The transcript is spliced from 12 exons. NCBI's taxonomy places the organism in Eukaryota, Metazoa, Mollusca, Cephalopoda, Octopoda, Octopodidae. The record is from RefSeq and is a predicted model, not a curated record. The coding region runs from base 138 to 4418 and encodes 1426 amino acids. Gene Ontology annotation, molecular function: chitin synthase activity. Gene Ontology annotation, cellular component: cell periphery; cell septum.
AUUUGUUUGAUUCCUGCUGGUUGUUUUCAUUUGACCGAAGUUGCUAAAGUUUAGAAAAAACGGAUACUUGAAAUAAAUAGAUGAAUGGAACGAAGCAGUUUAUACUUCUAGUUUAAAAUACAAAGGAAGAGAAGGAAAUGUCGUCACCGAACAAUAACUACCAAAGGCAAACGGCUGGCUUCGCAGUACUGCUUUUUAUUGUCAUGUGGGUAUCUAUGACCACAGGACAUGUAGCACUAAUCUCAUUGUUGCACCUUCAUAAAUUUGAAGAAAUAUCCUCGUCUACUUGGUACAUCUGUGUUUGUAUUGUGCUGGAAAUUCCACACUUGUUUAACAUAGCUCACUGCGUGUGGGGUACCUCCUUCAUUUGUGUCAAGAAAUGGACAAAAUGGCCGACUGUGUCACAUCUUUCCACGGGUAUUCUGGCCAGUUUGCUGGAAGUAGCCUGUUUGAGUGUACUCUUCAUAGAGUUCGCUCCACUUUUUCCCGCCCAUAUAUUGCUAUUGUUGUCUGGAUCAGUGUACUCUGUGCCUGCCAUAAACGAAUAUAUUAAACAAAGAAGAAUAACGAAUAAAACAAAAUUGCUUGAAGACGAAUGUAUUAACAAUGGUGGUUUUAAAGUGUCCCCAUCUCCCGAUCAUCUAAAGACCAAAGUUCCUUUAAAACCUGCCAUAUUUUGUUUGAGUAUUUUGAUACCAUUAAUUAUAUCUGGAAUCCUUUUUACCUGGUCUCCAUACAAACUUCAUCUCCUACAUGUUUUUCUCUUACCUAUUAUCCUCCUUCUAUUAUCCAUUUUAUGGACACCAAAAGUACAAGUGGAUUUUUAUCGUUCCUCGGAUGGUCGAAUGGAUAGCCGCCGAAAAACCUCAAUGAUGUAUGCAAUUGUGAAAACAAUCGCAGUUCCUUUUUGCAUUUCAAUUGUCCUCCUGACACGUUUUAAAGACCUGCGAUCGUUAUAUUUUAUUGAUUUUAUUUCUGAUGGAUUUCACCAGCUCUCCUAUUUCCACGUGUAUAUCCUUGUGAUCCUAAUUUCUUUAGCCGGCAUGUUUGUUGUCUUAACUGGACUUCUUUGUGCAAAGAUGGGACUCACUACGACAGGUAUGCUAAUUCCAUCAAUGAUGUCAAUGCCGACGGUUAUUGGAAUCAACUUAUUACAAUGUUUAUCAGUUGAGGAAGAUUAUUGCAACGACUAUAAUCUUUGGAUUAUUGUAUCAUCCAUUCUUGCGGCAUUAGUUUGGUUUUUGCCAUUAUUAAUCUACGGAGCAACGUUUACGCGACCAAGCGACAUCUUGCUGAAACCAUUCCAAGAAUCCUUUCUACAAUUUAGUUGGAUUCCCCUUUUCCUUGACCAGUAUUUAAUUCUUAAUUAUUACCCUGAUGGUUUUGGCUGCUCUCAACAGUCUGAGAUCUUUGGCGACCUCAAUACAGCGAAGUGCAAAAGUAAAGUAUUUAUCUGUACCACUAUGUAUAAUGAGAAAGAAAGUGAAAUGAAAAGACUUUUACAUAGUUUGUAUAACGUAGCAAAAUCACCAAAUCUGCAAUAUGUUUACAAGGAAGCUCACAUUUUUAUGGAUAACGGUUCAAAAGAUAAUUGCCUUACCAAGAACUCGAUGACACUUAUUUCGUUGAUUAAAUCCCUUGAUAGUAUAAGACUGAACUCUUUAAAAACGUAUCUCACUCCAUAUGGUGUUCAAAUGAACUGGACUUUAACAAAUGAUUUCCAGUUUUAUGUACACUUCAAGGAUUGUCAGAAGUUUAAGGCAAAGAAACGCUGGAGUCAAGUGAUGUAUAUGAAUUAUAUUUUGAACUAUAGAUGUAAAAUUUUAGAUUUCAGGCAAGAUGCCAGGCAAACCUUUCAUACGAUGGAAAGUGUGCCAGAAUAUUUGUUAGGUGAUAUAAAAUGCUCAGCUGAUCGACUGCAUAGUGGCUCGUUGAAACAAGAUGAGACAAACAGAAAAAUAUCAGAAAAUGAAAAUUAUACUGGGAAAUCAAUAAGAAAUAAAAAGAGACAGUCAAAUCCCUCUUCCGUUUUAAAGAUGGAACUCGGAAAGUUACAAUGUCUGUUAAAAUCGAACUAUAAUGUUCAAUAUGAGAACAUUGAUGCCUCUUCUUGCAAACAAAAGAUGCAUUCGGAAUAUUCAAAGGCACCAAUCAUUCAGACCGUAUCGAAUGUUUUAGAAUUAUUAAAUAAAAGGCAAUAUUCCAGAUACAUGACGGUAAAUUCUGAGUUACCCUUUCAGAUUACAAAUGAAGAAUCUUCAAGUGAAGAAUCAGGGAUUCAGUCAAUAGCUAAUGCAAUAUCGGUAGACAGUUCGGAAUUCUCUCCGGGAAUUACAUCUGAAGAUGAUAUAAUAGAUGCUUCUGGAAAUGAAGAUGAAAGCACAGAUGUGUCCUCAUCGAACGAUGAUCACACAGUCAUAAAUAAGGAACCAGUAAAUAGUUGUAUAGAAAAGAAUAAUUCUGAUCCUUUAACACUUCAGGUAAAGAACACAAGACAAAUCAUAUCCCAGACUGACAGAACAUCAUCUGUUAGCAAAACCGUUUCCUUUCCAAUAAUGUCCCCAUUAGUGACAUGUCCUGAUAAAUCUGCGCCAGUCCCAUCUACUAACUGCUUCAGCCCCAUUUAUAACUAUAGUUUUGACUUAACGCCAAAACAUUUCAUGAUUGAAAAACCAUUUUGGAAUAGAAAGAUGCAAUAUGAUAUGAAACAUUGCAGUAAAAGCACCAAACCAACAGAAAACAAAAGAAAUUCUCUGAAUUCUUCGACAGAGCCAAUAUCAUCAAUUUCAAAACCGUCUCCAAGAAUGCUUCCGAUUUCUUAUAAAGCUGCUUCAGAAAUCUCACAGCACAAAUCAUCGUUGAAUUCCAGUUAUUUUGAUGACUAUACUUACAUACUUGCCACGGACGCUGAUAUGGAAUUUGACGACAAGAGUCUUGCUCGACUCAUUGACCUUUGCAAUCGUGAUAAAAAUAUAGGAGGCGCUUGUGGUAGAACCUCGCCAAUAGGACACUGCAAUACUCCGGUGGUCUGGUACCAAAAGUUUGAAUAUGCUAAAGAUUUCUGGAUGAUCAAGAGCUCGCAAAAUGUCAUCGGCUGCGUCAUGUGUUGUCCGGGUUGUUUCAGUUUGUAUCGCGCCACAGCAAUACAAGAUGUCAUGGAUACGUAUUGUGAACCAAUUCAGUCGGAGUUUGACGUAUUUGUCAAAGACCAUGGUGAAGAUCGCUGGUUAUGUACCUUAAUGAUGUUAAAAGGCUGGAAGCUAGAAUAUUCGUCAUAUUCACACAACUCAACAUUCUGUCCUGAUACUUUUCUUGAAUUUCUUAAACAGAGAAAGCGCUGGGUUCUCUCAGAAAUGUCAAAUUUAAUUCUCGUUUUUGGCAACAUCAGACGACUGACGCAAAAUAAUUCAACCUUCACUUUAAUUUAUAUCAUUUAUAUCCUGCAGAUGUUUCUGUUAGUGAUGUUAUCACCAGGAACGACCGUUGUUGUUCUCACGAUCUCUUUGGAUAUCCUCUUCGGUUUGUCAUGUCUAUACACGACACCAUUUUGCAUUGGUAGUUUAAUACUUUAUUCUGUAAUAUGUUCCACAAGAUCAAUAGAAGCCCAGUCAGCGGUGACUUCAGCAAUUACCAUUUUCCUUGGAGGCAUUGUGCUCUCUGUUAGCGUUGGUUACAUGAAAUUCUUUGUGGUUGAUACAAUUGAUGAUCUUCAGGACGGACAGCUUCAGUUCAAACAAUACUAUUUAAUUUUACUACUGAUGACUGCUGUUUUAUACGCUGCUUUAAUACACCCCAAAGAAGCCUGGACUCUCAUUCAUGGUCUCACCUUUUUGGUUGUUUUCCCGGCAAUGUACAUUUUACUGCCAUUCUAUGCCGUUUCUAAUAUUGUGGAUCAACGAUGGGGAACACGUGAAAGUGAUAGUGACAGCACAAGCUGUUACCGACACAUGUCUGACAGAUUGUUCACAAAAGAGAAAAGUAUCAAGAGACAAGAAAUACCCGAAUCGCAGCAAUUCAAUGGUGAACGUGACCUUGAAACAUGCGACCCAGCCAAACAUAUUUUGCUGCAGAAAGAACAAACAUUUUGGGAAGACCUUCGUGUCGCCAUUCUAGGGACUGAUGUCAAUUUAGGCACUGACCAAAUAACCCUCAAAAUUCGGCUUAAAAUAUUGCGCAAUCGGUUGGUGGGAAUUUUGCUGCUCUGUAACAUAAUUUGGGCUUGUUUACUCAGUGGUCUUUAUUUGACCAUCUCGAAACACGACACUAUCUUUGGAAUUAUAACUUGUUCAGUCUAUAGUUUUUCACUGAUUAUACAAUUAAUUGGACUCACUGCCCACAAAUGUGAUUCUUUCUUCAGAGAGUUUGUCAUUCGAACAUUUGGAAAAAAACACCCUAUCUGGAUUCAUCGAAAAGAUUAAAUUUAAUAAAUA